This is a messenger RNA of Rhinichthys klamathensis goyatoka, 2395 nucleotides long. Its product is annotated as ral guanine nucleotide dissociation stimulator-like 1. NCBI's taxonomy places the organism in Eukaryota, Metazoa, Chordata, Actinopteri, Cypriniformes, Leuciscidae. The transcript is spliced from 17 exons. The record is from RefSeq and is a predicted model, not a curated record. The coding region runs from base 70 to 2184 and encodes 704 amino acids. Gene Ontology annotation, cellular component: plasma membrane. Gene Ontology annotation, molecular function: guanyl-nucleotide exchange factor activity. Gene Ontology annotation, biological process: positive regulation of GTPase activity; Ras protein signal transduction.
AAAUUAUUAUUUUUACUUCUAUGGUUAUUCGUGAUGGAAAGGAUUAUAUCGUAAAAACAUCCUUAAGAAAUGGGAAAAUGGGAGUUGACAAUGGAGCCUGUUCAGGAGUGGGGCGAGGAGCAUGAAGACGGGGCGGUGUUCGGGAUCACCCUGCGCAGAGAGCCGGUCCUGCAGUCAGCCGAGCCCACAGAGGCUUUCGUUCAGUACCGCACAUGUAAAGUGCGCAGGUUAAAAGCGGCCACGCUGGACAGGCUGGUCUCUCACCUCCUGGACCCCUGCUGUCAGGAACAAGACUACGGCAGAAUACUGCUGUCCGCGUAUCACACGUUUACCAGCUCCAACAAACUCAUCGAGAUGCUCUUCCAGAGGGACAACUCUUCGCUUGACAGCACCAGUUACCCUGACAGCUGUUUGUGGACUUUGCUCCAGAUGUGGUUGGACGAGUACAGUGAUGAUUUCAGGGAUCCUCCCAUGCACUCUUCCCUGCGUCUCAUGUGCUUACAGCUGAGAGGACACCCCUUUCUCUUCCCCCUGGCUAAACACUAUGAAGCGCUCCUGAAGAAAUUCCAGACUGAAGAUGUUGUGGCAGAUUGUCCAGUUGAUUAUAUAGAAGAACCAGGCUUGAAUAAGGAGGCGAAAGACGUUGAGUCAGAUAACCUUGCAGAUUUCAUGGAUUUCUCCAUCACAGAUGUUACAGAACAGCUCACCCGUGUGGAUACCGACUUGUUCAUGAAGGUGGUCCCUUUCCAAUGUCUGGGCUGUGUGUGGUCCCAACGAGACAAGAAUGAGAACCUCUCACCCACUGUUUGGGCCACCAUCACCCAGUUCAAUGCAGUCACCAACUGGGUCAUCACUUCUCUGCUCCAUCCCUCAUCUUCUGCCUCUUCCUCCACAACCGCAGAAAGAGCCAGAGUCAUUGAAAAAUGGGUUCGGGUCGCACAGGGGUGCAGAGAGCUGAAGAACUUCUCCUCUCUUAAGGCCAUUUUAUCUGCCCUUCAGUCCAACCCCAUCUACAGACUAAGGAAGACCUGGUCUGCUGUGAGCAGAGAAGCCGUGUCUGUCUUUGAGAACCUGACCAAAACGUUCCCUGAUGAGAACUGUGUUCUGACCAGCCGAGAAAUCUUUGUGGAUGAUGGGAGUCAAGAUGACAUGGAUAACAAUACCACAAAAACAUCCAAAAGAUGCCCUCUAACAAAACAGAUGAGCUCAGCUGGAGGAACAGUUCCAUACCUGGGCACGUACCUUACAGUAUUGAACAUGCUGGACACUGCCCUGCCAGACACUGUGGAGGGUGGCCUCAUUAAUUUCGAAAAGAGGAGACGGGAGUUUGAGAUUUUAAGGCAGAUCCGUCAGCUGCAGGCCUCGUGUUCUCAGUAUGUUUUACCCCGUCAUCCUCAGAUCGCCGCCUGGCUACAGAGUCAGAAACUGCUGUCGGAUCAGGAGAGCUAUGAACUUUCCAGACAGCUGGAGACUCCUCAUGACACUUCUCCAUCUAACAGCGGCUGGAGUCACCAAACUCUCACCAAAAAGCUCUCAUCGCUCUUGUCAGGAAAUGAGGGCUCGCGAAAGAACGCAGAUCAGAUCAGCGUGUCCUCGUCAGGAUCCAGCGGCUCUGAAAUUGAGGAAUCACCGUCUCUUUCCAGUUGCGUUCAGAACACGCCCAAGGGUUUUCCCUCGUCUUCCUCUCCUGAUUCCUCUACCAUGUCUAGUUCAUCCUCCAGCUCUCACCAGGACCUCAGUCUUAAUCCAUCUUCCUCAUCCUCGUCUUCUCCAGCGUCAGCUAACCCUCACCUGGUCUCCUGCCAUAAGCGCUCGUUCUCCAUGACCACCCUGCCCUUCUACAACAGACAGGUGGACGACUCCUGCAUCAUCAGGGUCAGCGUGGAGUUCUGCAACAAUGGCAACAUGUACAGGAGCAUACUGUUGACCAGUCAGGAUAAGACGGCCCAGGUGAUCCAGAGAGCUCUGCAAAAACACAACCUGGAGGAUGUUAGUGAGCAGGAUCUCACCCUUGUACAAGUCCUGGCCCAAGGCAGAGAGUUGCAUAUUCCAGAAAAGGCCAAUGUAUUUUACGCCAUGUCUACAUCAGCCAACUAUGACUUUGUUCUACGGCGAUGCCCAAAAGGCCAACGGAAGCAACUCAUACGCUCAGUUUCACUGUCAUCAGGACGAGCAACGAAAUAACCGCGGAUUCAGCCUCGAUUUCUGACGGAUUCCUAUUUCCUGUGCAGUUGUUGAAGACACGUCAUUCAGACACAAAUGGAGAUGUGUGAGAUCGAAAACAAGUCAUUUGAAGACAAUAAAAGACUAUUUCUGAUCCACAUUUCACCUUGGGAGGUGAUGCAAACUUCAUGAGACGCCGUUCGCAAGCUAUUGUACUUCCAUAAUGUAUUUC